This is a messenger RNA of Caenorhabditis angaria, 926 nucleotides long. Lineage: Eukaryota; Metazoa; Nematoda; Chromadorea; Rhabditida; Rhabditidae. The record is from the annotation of a GenBank genome assembly.
AUGUCAACUUGUUCAAAUGAUGAGAAUGAUGAACAUGAAAUGAGACUUGAAAAAGUUUUCAAAUGGAUCGACGAUCUCGAGAAGGUGAGUUUUUUUUUUUCAAAUGUUGUUCUGACUUUGUAUAUUUCUAACAAGGAAACCUUUUUUCCAAACUUCGAAAACUAGUCAAAAUUUGGAUGUGUCUAACUUUUCGGAGUGAGAAAAAUAUUCUAAAAGUUUGUUUUUCCUAAUGAACCCACGCCGUACUUAUUUGCAAAAUUUCAUAAACUUUCAAGUGUUGAGUGAAAAAAGUUUCCUUGUAAAAAACAAAAAAAAAUUAAUAAUUUUCCAGGUUCCUGAAGUGCAAAAACGAUUUUCGAAGUUGAUCUACCAAGUUUGGGAAUUGUCUCAAAAAUCGAAUGAUUUUCAAAAUCACUUUUUUUCAUUUUUCUAUGGUCUGGAAGAACGGAUUGAACUAGGAAAAAGUAUCGAAGUAUGUUUAUAUCAAUCAAAAAAUUUAAACAUAAAAGUUAUUUUAAGCAUCGCAGUAAACAUUUUCAACACUUGCUUGUGUCAUACAAUGAAUUUCUACAGAAAGUCAUGAAGCACAAUAUUGAGGUUAUUGAAUUUUUGGAUCAGAAAAUAACUGAAGAAGAAUUGCCAUAUGACUUGCAAACUGUGAUUGUUCCAGAAAUUAUCGAGUUCCUGAAGGAAAAAAUUUACUCGUUGAAGUUUUGCAGAUUCAUCCGAAAUUUGAUUGGAGAUAUGGAACGAAUUCUAACGGUACUAAUUUUUUGAAUAUUAUGUGUUUGAACAAAAACAUUUUUCAGGAUUCUGUACUUCGCAAAGAUUUUCCGACAAAACAUGGUGAUACCACCCCUCUUGAGGAAUAUACAUGGUUUCUUAUUAAAAACACACCUAAAACAUGCUUGAAAUGUGGCUAUUGA